Molecule: messenger RNA, 375 nt
Organism: Parastagonospora nodorum SN15
Lineage: Eukaryota; Fungi; Ascomycota; Dothideomycetes; Pleosporales; Phaeosphaeriaceae
Exons: 2
Coding region: 1-375 (124 amino acids)
Source: RefSeq, a predicted model, not a curated record
AUGUUAGAUUCACAAGAAAAUCUAAAAGCGGAAGACGUAGAUGUAUUUGGCAACCGAAGACUACCUGUACCCGAACGCGAGCACUUGAACGACCCGGCGGCUCAGCCCCAACCCCGCCUUUACCAAGACGCAAAUGCUACCACGCCAACACCAUGCGCUCAUCCUGACGUUCGUUUGAAUGACGACCUGGGUUGUUGCCUGUCAUGUGGUGAGAUCGUCGACCCCGUCCAGGCAUCAACGCAGGAUUCAGGGCAUACAACAACACCAUCGGUCUCAGUCGAAUCUCCACCAAGCAGCGCAUACUACAUGCAUCAGGACCUUGAAUUGUCAGUUGGACGAGAAAUACAUCUGAUGCAAUUGCUGCCCGGCAAAUGA